Molecule: messenger RNA, 3471 nt
Organism: Haplochromis burtoni (Burton's mouthbrooder)
Lineage: Eukaryota; Metazoa; Chordata; Actinopteri; Cichliformes; Cichlidae
Gene: ngly2
Exons: 13
Coding region: 223-2217 (664 amino acids)
Molecular function (GO): oxidoreductase activity, acting on paired donors, with incorporation or reduction of molecular oxygen, reduced ascorbate as one donor, and incorporation of one atom of oxygen
Source: RefSeq, a predicted model, not a curated record
UCCUGGACCUGUGUCCCCGAAGGGCUGCCGUAGACAGCGGCUCGGCCCGCCUCCAGCUCAAAUGUUUGGAUGUCAUGAUUAGGUGGAAGGAGGAAAUCACAGGUCGUCUGGGGACAGCUUAAACAGACUCUGACCCUUUAAGUUUAAGUUAACUUUUGGCGAAGUGAUGUCCGACCUCGGUUGUUCGUGGUGAGUUCACGGGCACUAGCUUACACCGGGAACAUGGCUUUGUUGCGUUCAAAGUCUGCGCUGUUGUGGUUCCUGAUUGUUGUGGCAGCUCAUAUCGCUGAAACAGGAGGGAGACCGAGGCGCCAGGUGUUGCUGACCGAAGGUGACAGCACGGUGAGUUUGAGAUCUCGGCAACCUCCCGCAGGGCCGGAGCCCGGUGACCCGGCGGACGCGUUCAAAGUACCAACUCUGGAUGGGGAGUUUUCCUUCCAGCCCGACGCUUUGAGGGGACCUCUGGUGAUCCACGCCUUCACCAACAACUCAGGGUUUCUGGAGUGCCUUUGGAGCUCAGAGUCUUCGCUAAAAAGUCUCGUGGAGGAACUUCCGAAUAGCACACAAGUGCUCUUCCUAUCCCUGGACGACUCUGUGGUCAAUGAUGUUCUCUGGAUGCGGGAGCAGGUGCUGCGGGCCGCCGCCCACAGUAAAAAGGAGGUUCUGUCCAGGCUGCACUUCUCUCCGGUGCCCGUCUUUGCUCUGGGUAACUGGAUCCCCAGAGUGCUUUACUACUGGAGCUGCAUGGGACACAGCUGUGGUCUUUCCCAGGCUGCUUUCAUCUCAGAGGAGUGGAAGAUGCCUGUGAUCAUUAAAAGACUAGAUGCCAGAUAUGACUGGCUCAUGGCACGCUGGGGCUCAAAGUCCUAUACAGUGAUUGAUGCUGGAGAUGGGUGUGAAACCUUCUCCUCGGUGGCAGGUGCUGUGGCCUGGGUGUCUGAAGGCAACUGUUCUUUCUUCACUAAGGUUCAGAGCAUGGCCAAGUCCAAUGCCUCCGGUGUCCUCGUCUAUACCCUCCCUGGAAAUCCACUCCAGGAUAUGAACUGUGUUGGGGAUGAGUGUUUCUCGCUGCUCAGCAUCCCAGCUGCCAUGGUGCAUCAGGACCCUGCGGUCGCUCAGACGCUCCGGUUUGGAAAGCUGGUCAAUGUGUCGUUCCAGAACACCCCGUCCCCAAAUUUCUUCAUCAGCAUUGACAAACAGGGGUUGCUGGCUGAGAUGGGCUGGUUCCUCUACCCCACGUUCAGCUUUGUUAACUGGCAGGCCCAGUGGUUUGAUUUCUUUGCUGAUCUGCAGACUAAACUCCAGAAUCCUGCAAAAGUUGUUUCUGUCUUUGAUAAAGUCCAAAUGCAAGGGGACAAAGGAGCCGUGGCCACAGUCGACCUGUCUAUAGACUUGUUGGACUUUGACAUGUUGGAACUUGAUGCAUCGCUGUCAUGUCCGGGCAAGAGAGACUCGUCAUGCGCUCAGUGGGAUCACACUGUGCAGCUUUUUGUCUGCUGCGACCGCACGAGUCCGUACUGCAACAUGGAGCUGGGUCGAUGGAUCACUGCCUUCCGCAGAGGUAUCGGGCGCUGGCUGACGGAUGUGUCCCCUCUGAUCCCCCUGCUGGACAGCAAUAAAUGCACCUUCACUAUGAAGACGGUGCCUUGGGCGAUGCCUUGGAUUGUUUCCCUCAAUCUGAGGUUCAGUGGCACCAAUCAGACAGGAAACUUUGUGGAGAGCUUUCAUCCCUUUAAAGUGAUGUCACUGUACGAUGGAGGAACCUUUGACAAAAAUUACAACAAGAGGUACCAGCCAAUCAAAUUCACUGUCCCAGCGUCCACCAAAAAGGUGGAGCUGUACGCUGUCAUCACAGGACACGGCAGCGACGAGAACGGCUGCGGAGAAUUUUGUGUCACCUCCCACCAUUUCGUGAUCAACGCUGCUUAUAACAACACCCACGUAUUUGAUUCUGCAGGAACGGCUCUGGGCUGUGCAAUGCGCGUCAAAGAGGGCGCUGUACCGAACGAACACGGCACAUGGCUGUACGGCCGAGGAGGCUGGUGUGAUGGACUACAGGUGAAUCCGUGGAGGGUUGACGUCACCAAACAGCUCAACAUGAGCAGGUCUGAAUCCAACACUGUCGUCUACUUUGGCUUGUUCAACGGACGGGAUCCAAACCCAGCGCAGCAGCCAGGAUACAUCAUCAUGACCUCUUCCCUCGUCUUCUACAAGUGAUCCCGCUCUUUUUAAAAACUCUCCUGUGAAUUUCGAUCUGAAUGAAUCACAAUACGGUUCUGACGGCAGCAGUGAUGCAAAAUAAUACCUGCCACCCUCGUCCAGCAAAACCAGCCAUUUACAUUUCUCUGGAGACGUUACCCCAAAGUCAACAAGAAGACGCCUUACAGCUAAAUGGGCACUCCAUAUGAUUUUUUUUUUUUUUUUUUUUGUCUCAAGCUGAAGAUGCAUUGUUCUGAGAGCAGCCUCUCCUCCGUAAUUACAUGUAAUCAUGUCCAAUUUGAAACUUUGGCUUGAAGCAAGUGUCUCGCGCUGAGUCAUCUUCCAAUUGUGCUUCUUAUGGGAGGUGAAUCCUCUCAACUUCAGCAACAGAACAUCUGCUUCUUGUCGGUGUUUUUGUUAUUUUCGUUUUGGAUCUUGUUUAGCAAGAUCUGGGGAAAUUGUCGGCAGAGUAAUUAGCUGCUGCAGCUCAGAGCUUAAUGAUUCCCUCUUUAACGGGUGGGUACAGUCAAAUGUUUGGAAGGUAAAACGGUUUUAAUAUACUUGGUUCUCUAUGUUACACACAAUAGAUUUAAAAUUAAAGAAAUGUCACAAAAGACUGAAGUGUAAUUAGAUUUUAUUAAAAUUUAUUAUUUUUAAAACUUCAUGAAGGAAGUCUGACACACAUGCUGCUUUGGCCACUCCUCGCUUUUUUAAUUUAUCACUUGCAUUAUUUCAUUAUGAUUACUUUACUACUUGUGCAUUCAUGGCUUCAGCUUACAAGUGGAAAUUUCAAACAAAGAAUCGCCCAGAGAUGAGUUUAAUUUAUGAGGUAUACCCACACCUGUGUCGUCAGUUAUCUUUGAUCCCAUGAAAAUGGGCUGAUUUUAAGAAAGGUUCCAGUUCCCCAGCACUUAAGUCUCUUUGUUUAACAUCUAAAACUAAAUAUUUAAUCUAAAAAUACACCAAGCAUUUUUAGAAGCAUUAUUUGUUUGUUUUUGUGUGUAUUUGGAGAGGGGGAAAAAAUCAUGUCUAUUCAGCACAAACCUUAAACUAAGAGCCUUGGAUGAAACUUGGAUGCUCAUGAUUAAAAGGUACACUUUUAUUUUGAUCUUUUAAUGACAUUAUAAGUAUUAAAAAUAAACAUACAUAUAAAAAGUAUCAUUAAAAAACAUUGCAUUAUAAAAAAAGUUACAUUUUCUUGUUCUUAAAGAAGUUAGUGGUAUUUUAACAGAGGAGCUCUGAAGUGACAUAAAAAUUGUUUCCUCUUUUUCU